AUGCCCCCGAAUUCCCGCACCGAAGUCCCACGACCUUCACAAUACGGAAUUAAAGAUUUCGAAGAGCUGGUCAUCCCGACAAACGAUGGCGAAAAGCUCUCGGCCUUUUACAUUCGGGGCCCUCGCGGCGGCAACAACUCGAAUGUCACCAUCCUGAUGUUCCACGGCAACGCCGGCAAUAUCGGUCACCGCCUGCCCAUUGCCCGCAUGCUUAUUAACUUUAUCGGCUGCAAUGUUUUCAUGCUCGAGUACCGCGGCUACGGCCUCUCCACCGGCGAGCCUGACGAGUCCGGCCUUUUCCUCGACGCGCAAACGGCGCUUGACUACCUCCGCGCCCGCGCAGAGACGAGCAGCCAUAAGCUGGUUGUCUACGGCCAGAGCUUGGGCGGGGCCGUCGCCAUCAAGCUUGUCGCCAAGAACCAAAAAGAUGGCGAUAUUGCGGGUUUGAUCUUGGAGAACACCUUCCUCUCCAUGCGCAAGCUUAUCCCAUCCGUUCUUCCUCCGGCCAAGUACUUGACCCUUUUGUGUCACCAAGUAUGGCCGAGCGAGUCGGUGAUUCCCAACAUCACCUCGGUGCCCAUGCUUUUUCUCUCUGGCCUGCAGGAUGAGAUCGUACCACCUCGUCACAUGCGCCAGCUUUACGAGCUGUCCCAGGCACCCUCCAAAAUCUGGAAACCCCUGCCAGCGGGCGACCACAACUCUAGCGUCCUCGAGGAGGGUUACUUUGAAGCGAUAGCCGACUUCUUGGCGAAUGUAACCGGCGGGGCCAGCAAGGAAGAGAAGCAGCGCUUGUAG
This is a messenger RNA of Colletotrichum chrysophilum, 795 nucleotides long. RefSeq lists its product as uncharacterized. The transcript has 2 exons. The record is from RefSeq and is a predicted model, not a curated record. Bases 1 to 795 code for a protein of 264 amino acids. Gene Ontology annotation, cellular component: membrane. NCBI's taxonomy places the organism in Eukaryota, Fungi, Ascomycota, Sordariomycetes, Glomerellales, Glomerellaceae. Gene Ontology annotation, molecular function: palmitoyl-(protein) hydrolase activity.